Molecule: messenger RNA, 2151 nt
Organism: Coregonus sp. 'balchen'
Lineage: Eukaryota; Metazoa; Chordata; Actinopteri; Salmoniformes; Salmonidae
Source: the annotation of a GenBank genome assembly
AUGCAAUCAGAGUUGUACAGUCAUAAAAGAGAGAUGGUGGCAAAACCUCAACUAAGAGUUCUCAUAUGGGUCACUGUUGCGACUUUGCGGUUUCAAGAUCUUUUAGGUGAGUUAUAAUUGCUUUAAAACUAACUUGGACUUAAGGAUAUGUUGUGUCUUGAAUGCAAUGCAAUGAAAAUAGUAGAUAAAGGAUUAGUAGUUAAAGUUGUAUUGAAUUGAAUAUCAAUAUGUACAUUUGCAUGUAAUUGAAUACCACAACAGGUGCUAAGUGGAAGUUGAGUUAAACUUAAAUCCUAUGUUUCUGAGAGUAACAUUAUUCAUUUUUUCAUGAAUAAUUUGAAUAGUGAAAAUACCAACUUUUUCUCUCUCUCUCAGAUGUGUCUGGUGCCAUUCAUGGCGGUCUUCCUUCCCAGGGCUUGGGCAAAUCCAUCAGCGAUGCAAACUUGAUGUUUGAGGUUAGAGUUACACUUCUAUUAGCCUGGUCCCAGAUCAGUUUGGGUGGUCUUGCUGACAAUUACCAUCAAAGUCAGAAAGAAAGAACAGAUCUGGGACCAGGCUACAUUUAUAUGAGCAUAUUGUAUUUUCUCUUGAGUAAUCCUCUGUAGCUCAGCUGGUAGAGCAUGGCGCUUGUAACGCCAAAGUAGUGGGUUCGAUCCCCGGGACCACCCGUACACAAAAAUGUAUGCACGUUGGAUAAAAGCGUCUGCUAAAUGGCAUAUUAUUAUUAUUUGUUUCUGUUUUUCCCCACCAUCUGUUUACUAAACUUAUUUCUUGUACAUAUGUUAUUACACUACAUGACUAAAAGUAUGUGGACACCUGCUUGUCGAACAUCUCAAUCCAAAAUCAUGGGCAUUAAUAUGGAGUUGGUCCCCCCUUUGCUGCUAUAACAGCCUCCACUCUUCUGGGAAGGCUUUCCACUAGAUGUUGGAACAUUGCUGCGGGGACUUGCUUCCAUUCAGCAACAAGAGCAUUAGUGAGGUCAAGCACUGAUAUUGGGCGAUUAGGCCUGGCUCGCAGUCGGCGUUCCAAUUCAUCCCAAAGGUGUUCGAUGGGGUUGAGGUCAGGGCUCUGUGCAGGCUAGUCAAGUUCUUCCACACUAAUCUCGACAAACCAUUUCUGUAUGGACCUCGCUUUGUGCACGGGGGCAUUGUCAUGCUGAAACAGGAAAGGGCCUUCCCCAAACUGUUGCCACCAAGUUGGAAGCACAGAAUCUUCUAGAAUGUCAUUGUAUGCUAUGGCAUUAAGAUUUCCCUUCACUGGAACUAAGGGGCCUAGCCCGAACCAUGAAAAACAGCCCCAGACCAUUACUCCUCCUCCACCAAACUUUACAGUUGGCACUAUGCAUUGGGGCAGGUAGCGUUCUCCUGGCAUCCGCCAAACCCAGAUUCAUCCGUCGAACUGCCAGAUGGUGAACCGUUCUGUGAGCUUGUGUGGCCUACCACUUCGCGGCUGAGCCGUUGUUGUUCCUAGAUGUUUCUGCUUCACAAUAACAGCACUUACAGUUGACCGGGGCAGCUCUAGCAGGGCAGACAUCAGACGAACUGACUUGAUGGAAAGGUGGCAUCCGAUGACGGUGCCACGUUGAAAGUCACUGAGCUCUUCAGUAAGGCCAUUUCUACUGCCAACGUGUGUCUGUGGAGAUUGCAUGGGCGUGUGCUCGAUUUUAUACACCUGUCAGCAACGGGGGUGGCUGAAAUAGCCGAAUCGACUAAUUUGAAGGGGUGUCCACAUACUUUUGUAUAUAUAGUGUAUCUACCCACAAUUGACUGAUCAUUAGAUUCUUACCUCUCCAUACAGUUCUUGUUGGGUGGAGUGGAGAUUGACAAAGACAACAACAUCGUCCUGCUGGACCUGGAGAUGGCAUCUAUGAGGCAGGGACGGGCUUUCCUGGCUCACAUCAACGACAACAUCCCCAAGACGCUCUCUUCCAUGGAGCAGAUGGUGAAGGACCUGGAGGACAAGAGAGGGCCUCUCCCUCUCUCCCAACCCCGCUUUGAGAGCCUCAUCCUGGGCAUGGUCUACUCUGCUCACCAGGCCAAGCUCCAGGAGAGAGAGGAGGGCCAGGAGAAAUGGGGAGAGGUGCUGAUACGUCUGGUUAAUGUUACAGUCAACGAGCUACGUAGACCAGAGCCCAUCACAACACUCACUUAG